Molecule: messenger RNA, 930 nt
Organism: Stomoxys calcitrans (stable fly)
Lineage: Eukaryota; Metazoa; Arthropoda; Insecta; Diptera; Muscidae
Exons: 3
Coding region: 305-778 (157 amino acids)
Source: RefSeq, a predicted model, not a curated record
GAUCAUGGAUUCAGUUCGGGGACAUCUAUCGUUGGGCUUAAACACUUUGCGUUACUUUCGAAUCGCGUUGGCGUAUUUCUCGAAUUAAGAACCAAAAAAAAAAAUAAAUAAAACGAAGUCUGGAGAAGAAAAAGAAAACAUACCGAAAGCAAUCGGAAGACAAAUUUCGUAAGAAAAGUAGUGGGAUUUGGCUAUACCUCAUACCCCUGUAGAGACAAUACCACCACCCGUUGUCACUUACCUGCGGCCUAGUUAAAUUGUUUUUUCUAUUUGAAAUUCAGUUUCCGUUCUUCAAUUCGUGAUUAUGGCGAAAUUUAUGACGCUGAUAUUUGUCGUUUGUUCAGCGAUUCUAUGGUAUUUCCUGUUUUUCGGUGGAGGCAUUAGCCGUCUCACAAGAGUUAGUGGUCGCAGCAGCAGCAGCGGUAGUGGCAGCGGCAGCAGUGCGAGUAGCUUUGGGGUGGAGGCCACCAAUGGGCAUGGCAGUCCGCUGGAAGGACGUGAUUAUCAUCAUAGUGAACGCGGUGGUCACAUUAAAAGGGAUCUAAACCAUUGCUGGCGCCGUUAUGAUGGCUAUAAUCUACAAAACACCAUAGUGAAUAAGAAGGAGCAGCUGAAGAAGCCCUACGGCAUUUUGUGCCAUUUCAAAUGUACUUGGUUUUUUACAAUAAGUUUCCCCACGUGUGAGUUCAUCUAUGAUUAUAAAUUGUCAUGUUACUUAUUUACAUCACUGCCCGAUUGUACCACGGUGAAAUGUACACUGCUCAAUUAUUUUACGUAAUCCAACAGCAAUAUAGAGGAGAAACAACAACAAACAAAUUCAUAGAAAAAAAAAAUUAAAAACAACAACAAAAACUACCAUUACAAAUAGUAAAAAAAAUAAUAAAAAAAAAAAACCAAAAUGACUGCUGAGAAAAUAUUGCAGCAAAUCUC